AUGGCGUCGCGCAACAGGUUGGUAGCCUCCACGGCUUCCAGCUUACUUCGAAGCUCAAAACCGCUCGCUUCAAGAACAGCACCGCUGGCUGCGCUCUUGAACGCACCUUCUACGCGCCACUUCUCGCAGCUAAACUCGCAGUCCGCCUCAUCCUCGAGCCCCGCCAGCAUCUUCAACCUCGGACAGCUCAACUCUCAGGCUGGGCCUCCCUCGUAUUUUGGGUCACAUAAGCGGCUACCAACGAACACUGUCGUGCGGUUCGUCCCGCAGCAGACGGCAUGGAUCGUCGAGCGCAUGGGAAAGUUCAACCGCAUCUUGGAGCCUGGUCUGGCUAUAUUGAUCCCCUUCAUCGAUCGGAUAGCCUAUGUCAAGAGCCUCAAAGAGAACGCGAUCGAGAUUCCAAGCCAGAGCGCCAUCACAGCGGACAACGUCACGUUAGAGCUUGACGGUGUGCUAUACACCAGAGUGUUUGACGCCUACAAGGCAAGCUACGGUGUCGAGGACGCCGAAUACGCCAUUUCUCAGCUUGCGCAGACGACGAUGCGAUCCGAGAUUGGUCAGCUCUCGCUCGAUCACGUACUGAAGGAGCGCGCCAAUCUGAACGCCAACAUCACUGCCGCUAUCAACGAGGCUGCCCAAGACUGGGGCGUCACCUGCCUGCGUUACGAGAUCCGCGAUAUCCAUGCCCCCGAGCCUGUCGUCGAAGCCAUGCAUCGUCAAGUCACCGCCGAACGAUCAAAGCGCGCGGAAAUUCUCGAGUCUGAAGGCCAGAGACAGUCUGCUAUCAAUAUUGCUGAGGGAAAGAAGCAGUCCGUUAUCCUCGCUUCUGAGGCGCUGAGGGCUGAGCAAAUCAACUUGGCAAGCGGAGAGGCCGAGGCUAUCAUACUGAAGUCGCAGGCUACCGCAAAGGGCAUUGACGCCGUUGCACAGGCCAUCGAACAGGGACAGGAUGCAGCGCAGAACGCCAUCUCGCUGCAGGUUGCCGAGAAGUACGUCGACGCUUUUGGCAAUCUGGCCAAGGAGGGCACGAGCGUGAUUGUACCCGGCAACGUUGGUGACAUUGGUGGCAUGAUUGCGAGCGCGAUGGCCGUAUAUGGAAAGGUGAACGAAACAUCCAAGACAACUGCGUCAAAGCUGGUAUCGGGAGGCUCGCAGAAGUCUACUGGAGUUGUGAAGAAUGCCGAAGAUGGCACAAAAAGCGUUCAAGAUGAAAUCAACAAGGUCAUGGAUCAGAGGCUGAACAGGUAA
This is a messenger RNA of Boeremia exigua, 1248 nucleotides long. RefSeq lists its product as uncharacterized. Bases 1 to 1248 code for a protein of 415 amino acids. The record is from RefSeq and is a predicted model, not a curated record. The transcript is spliced from 2 exons. NCBI's taxonomy places the organism in Eukaryota, Fungi, Ascomycota, Dothideomycetes, Pleosporales, Didymellaceae.